Notodromas monacha is the source of this 786-nucleotide messenger RNA. The record is from the annotation of a GenBank genome assembly. NCBI's taxonomy places the organism in Eukaryota, Metazoa, Arthropoda, Ostracoda, Podocopida, Cyprididae.
AUGUCCGGAAUCAUUCCUGUGCUGGCCAAUGAUGCAACCCGUGGGAAAGAGGUGACUGGUGAGAGCUUUGCGUGGGAAAACCCCUCGUUUGCAACUGUCGCCGAAAACCCCAUGAUGCGGAUUUAUGCCGAUGGAAACCAGCAUCCGAGAGAAGCAUAUACUGUACAGUACAACUGCUGUUAUACCAUCGUGGUUGAAAUGGAAGAGCUCGGCACUCAGCACGACGAGCACGAAGUGUACGUUUCGCAAUUGAAAAACGUGAAAACGGUCUCCACGAAGUCAUGUUCAUCCAAGAAUCUUAGUGAGAGGAUGGCCGUGAAGUACGACACCUAUGUGGCGAAGUUUAACGUGCCGUGUGCGGGCUCCCGGCACUCUGCUGAUGAAGUGUGUGGCAGUGUUCGACCGAGUCAGGAAAACGUCUUCAUUGGAUUGUGUUUCAUGGUUUUCGUCUUUCUUGACGAAAAUCGUUUGGAAAAGUUUGACGUUGAAGCGAGCAAGGCCAUUGUACACGAUACCGUGGAAAGUGUGCUUAGUGGUGUUACAUACAAUGGUUCAAAAGUGGGUGAACUUACCAACGAGCUCGUAUCAAAAACCCUAGCUCGGUUCACAUCUCUGAGCAAGCCUUUCAAAUACGUUGUUACCUGUGUUAUUGCUCAAGCAAAUGCAACUGGGUUGCAUGCGAACGCGCAGACUUACUGGGACUCAGAAACCGACGGAUCCUGUUCUGUGCGCUGGGAGAGCAAGACCAUCAUAUGUUUAGUGUCCGUCUUCGGGAUGAAGAUUUAA